AGCCCGCCAUGGCCCUGAAGGCCGAGGGCGCCGCGCCGCUCGACUGCUUCGAGGUGACGCUCAAGUGCGAGGACGACGACGACGACGACGACGACGAGGCCGUGGUGGUGGCCGUGGUCCCGCGGCCCGGGCCGGCGCGCAGCGUGGCCCUACAGGACAAGGCUCCGACGCCCAGGCCUGGCCCUCUGGAGGCAGCCAACAGCUAUGAGGAGCCCAAAGAGCAGAUGUCCUGGGAGCAGGAGUUCUUGGUGGGCAACAGUCCAGGAGGCAGCGGGCGGGCCCUGUGCAUGGUCUGUGGGGCUGUGAUCCGGGCCCCGUCCGCAGACACAGCACGGGCGCACAUCAUAGAGGAGCACCCUCACACUCUGGACUUGAGCCUGGCCGAGAAGAGCAACAUCCUGGAGGCCUGGAGUGAGGGGGUGGCCCUCCUGCAAGAUGCUGGAGCUGAGCAGCUGCAACCGACUUCUCCUCCAGACCUCAGCCCAGCCAGCAGCCCAGACUCCGGGCCCAGCCCUACCAAAAUGCCAGCCGAGAUCGUGGUUCUCCUGGAUUCAGAGGACAAUCCAACCCUGCCCAGACGGGUCCGGCCCAGGGGCCUCCGCCCUCUGGAGCUUCUGGCGCCCCCUGCCCCGGAGCCUGGAGCCAAGAAGCCCCGGGGGCAGAGAUGGAAGGAGUCCUCCGAGGAGGAGCCAGUUCGGAAAAAACGAAGCCAAACCACAAGCAAAAUGCUGGACCUGAGCCCUGACUCAGACCUGUCCUCGCCAGACUCCUCCGAAGAGUCAUUCGUGGCACCCAUCGAGAUCCGUCACUUCACUGAAGGCACCUUCCCCCAGAACUUUGCGCUCCGACUCUUCUCCCACUCACACAUCUGGGCAGCCCACAACAGGGAGCAGCCCAAAGAGCAGGGUGUGCCUACACCAACAGGAGGCCCUGUACCAGAACUGCUGCUCAAAGACAAGUCAAGGCCAAGAAGAAGUGAGGCAGACACAGCUGAUCCCCAGAGAAGGUGUGUGCAUGUGGAAGAAGGGGGCCAUGAUGCUGGGAUUCAGCAGGGCCAGUCAGAAGAGAAGAGGGGAGACCCUCUGCCAGCCCUUCGCGGGACACUAGAUCUGCAACUUAUCCGCGUGUGCCUGGAGAACCCCCCAGCCACCCACCUUCUGCCCGACUGGCCCAAACACCGGGCGAGUGCCAAGGCUGUGGGACCAGGUGACCCUGCCAACUGGCCUGUGAUGCUGCCAGAGUCCAGCGCCUCUGCAGAGGGGCCACCGUAGGCGGGCAGAGGGAUGUAGGCAGCUGCCUGGCAGGAGGGAGGAGGGCGGGCGGUGCCCCCUUGGGCUUUUAACUCAGAGCUGCCUGGUUGGCAGAUUGGGACCAGGCACCUGGGCAGAGCAGGCUGGAGGAGAGAACCCAGGUUCCAGGUGGGUGGGGGCUGGAGCUGGCACCGGUAGGGCAUUGGGCCUCUGGAGACCCCUGUACCCUUAUCUUUUUGCCAACCCCCCUCUGUUCCCCUUAACCUCCUCUCUCUCUUGGCCCCCCCUUCUCCCUUGGCACAGUGCCUUACACAAGAGGUGUCAGAGGGUUGGAACUGAGCCCCACUACCUCGGGGGACACCUCUCUGCCCCCCUUUGUUAGGCUCCGCCCUGAGGCCUCCAUUACCUCUUCCUGCCCCUUCCCUGCUGGAGGCUGCAGCCCCCCUCUGGGGGGCUCAUUCAUCCCACCCCUUCCCCAAUUAUCUGUUGUACAUAUGUCAUUGUGGACAAUAAAUUAUUUUUUUUAUGGA
Molecule: messenger RNA, 1780 nt
Organism: Suncus etruscus (white-toothed pygmy shrew)
Lineage: Eukaryota; Metazoa; Chordata; Mammalia; Eulipotyphla; Soricidae
Gene: SPINDOC
Product: spindlin interactor and repressor of chromatin binding
Exons: 7
Coding region: 9-1271 (420 amino acids)
Biological process (GO): negative regulation of DNA-templated transcription
Source: RefSeq, a predicted model, not a curated record